CUUUGUUCUCACCAUGGUACGACUUUUUAUAUGUGCACUUUUUAAAAACUGCAGAUUGGUUCGUCAAAUACGUCAAUAACUGUCUCUCGCUACAUGUGUAACAGUAAUCAGUUAGUUUUAAAAAUAAACAAAUAUUUAAGACUAAGCAAUUAUUACUAAGUAUAGCUUAGAUUUACUCAGAUACAAGCUGCGAACUUUAAAAAUUCUCAGUGUUCUAUCAAGGUUAACUGUUCUGAAGGAAAAAAAUGUUUUUAUUUUGCAGAAUGACAGUCGAUUGACGUAGCUCGUAAAAUACUCCUUUACAAUGCCAGCUGAGGAAGGACGUAUUGCUCGCAAAUCCACGGUCUCUAAACAAAAUCGAAAACAAGUCCGCAGUGUACUAAAAGGAGAGAAGGCACUUCAUCGAUCAACAAGAAAACAGGUUGUAGAAGUAAUUACUCCACCUAUCUCUGCAAGGCUUAGAAGUGCUGGUACACGACAAGCAUUUGAAGAAACAAAUGUCAAGUUGGAUAACCUCCUUUUGAAACCGAAAGGUCGUAAAUCUGUUGCUGAUGUGAAUCAAAUAAAGGAGAAUGGUACACAUCUUGCUUUAAUAGUCGAAAGUAAUGGAAUACCUGACAUAUUGAACAACAAUAAUCCGUCCACUGGUUCCUCGCAGAAUGGGACAGAAAAUAAAGUCUCAGGAACUCCUGUUCUGCAACCCAUGACAAGCUCACGUUUUUGUAGCACCAUGUAGCAAUAUUCAUGUUUUUGUCCAGCUUUUUUAUACUUGUAUUUUAUUUUUAACAAAAUAUAAUAUUUGAGUAUUUCA
Schistosoma margrebowiei is the source of this 811-nucleotide messenger RNA. NCBI's taxonomy places the organism in Eukaryota, Metazoa, Platyhelminthes, Trematoda, Strigeidida, Schistosomatidae. The record is from the annotation of a GenBank genome assembly.